UGAGUGCCUUUUAUAACUUCUUGCAUGCUUUUAGGAUAUAAUGUUUUCAUAAUUACUAAAAACUUUAACUUCAAAUUCCGAUAAAACGUGUUUGCUUCAUAAACCAAUCAUACAAUCAAGAAAGGGUCGGCAUAUAAAAACUGAAUCGAAACUGGUAGGAUAUCAGAACUAAAUCAAAUUAAGGUGCUUGAUAUAGAGAGAAAUUGCCAAUUUGAACUCUGUAUUGGAAUUCAUUGAAAUUGUGUAGGAUUUCAUCUCACUAACAUAAAUAUGCAUUACCAUAUAUAAGAUCUCCAUCAUAAAAAGAAAAAAAUGGCUGCUGCUGAAGAGGAACUUGUUUGUACAAGUAACACUGACUAUCAGUUUGAUACAGUAAUUGGAUACAUUGAAGAUAUAAUUAUUGAUCCAAGCUUUUCAAAGCUACAACAUAAUUUUAUGGAAAAGCAUUAUGAAAAAUUUGAAGAAUGUGAAGAAAAUAAACUUGAAUAUAUAAAUGUAUUUAAUGCAUAUACUGAGUUAAUUGAAAGGCAGAUUGAAGCAGCCUUACUUAAACGAAUACCAGGAUUCUCAAUGAAAGACUUUCUUAAAGAUAUUACAAACAAACAAACAGAAUUAGAUGGUGAUGUAUUUGAUAUGUUGGUCAGCUUUACAGAUUUCAUUUCAUUCAAGGAAAUGUUUCUUGACUAUAAAGCGGCAAAAGAAGGACGCACACCGGAUUUGUCAAUAAAUUGCUCUAAAAAUGACUAAUAUUACACAUAAUUUUUAUUUUUUAUUAAGUUGUUUGUUUAUAAAAAUUGUACAUAUAAUUUAUUUCUUAUAAAAGGUUAUCAGUUUCAGUAAUAAAUUUUAUUAGCUUAA
Messenger RNA from Argiope bruennichi, 858 nucleotides. RefSeq names its product ADP-ribosylation factor-like protein 2-binding protein. Gene Ontology annotation, cellular component: mitochondrial intermembrane space. The coding region runs from base 313 to 747 and encodes 144 amino acids. Gene Ontology annotation, biological process: positive regulation of tyrosine phosphorylation of STAT protein; maintenance of protein location in nucleus. The transcript is spliced from 8 exons. The record is from RefSeq and is a predicted model, not a curated record. NCBI's taxonomy places the organism in Eukaryota, Metazoa, Arthropoda, Arachnida, Araneae, Araneidae.